UCAGCAGUAAAGUGUGACUGACGUUUAUCAGAGCACAGGUCACAUGCUUGUGGCACCUUGGGAAAUGAAGAAUAUGGCUAGCCCCAUGUGAAAUUUCAAAAUGAAAUAUAAAAAAAUCUGUUUGUGUUUCUGAAAAACGGAUUCCAACGCAGGAUUCUGUGGGAGAAGCUCUAUUAACUAAUGUGUUUUGAAGAAAAACACGUUUUUACCUGACAGUAUUGCUUUAAGCAUUAUCUGGGAGUCCUACAACUUUAGCAGGGAUAGGUCUGGACAUAUAUACAUUCAUUGUAUUUCUUGGCCCUGAAGAUUGUCAGGCAAUUGCAGUAGUCAGGUUCCCUUUCCAUGAGGGCACGGCCCUUGGAGACCUGUGGCGCUCGGUGGCCAGAUGGCCGGUAUGCGGUAACACGAUACUGCCCGCCCGAGGGCCGCUGCAUCUGGGGGCCAGAUGGGUUUUUUUGCACAAAGACGUACUAGUUGUUAAACCCAUCCACACUAAGAAGGCGGUCCCUGAGAUGUGCCGUUACAUUCGGUAAUACUGUUACAUAACAGCAAAGCCAAACUUUCAUCUCUCUCAGUAAGUUCAUGUACGUGUAGGCGCCCUUGGCUCCGGUUAAUUGAGUUCGCCCUGUACAUAAAUGUACUAGCCACUUCAAUUACUCUUUAUCAUCUAAGUAACUGCGUGUCAGAUCCCAAGGCAUGCCGAAAUAAGUUAGUUACAAGCCAGUCCCAGGCCGCCAGCUUAUCUUCCGCAGCACAUUGGCCCGCCCUCCCCCUCUCUUGGUAACCCCACAAAAUAGUCUUUUGGGUUAAAACCCUCCUCCCUCUUCAUGCCGCACAGCUCCUGCCAUAGGUUAUAAGGCGGCAUUUCCCUUGGUAAACUCUCUCCCCCCUGCAGCAUCUCCCAUUCUUCUAGUUAGACUCCACUAACUCCUCCCAGUCUUUCCCUUAUUCCUCUCCCCCACAUACCAACCCCUCCCACACACAUACACACACUCACACACAUGCCGUGCGCUUCCUCCUCACUAUUCUCAGUGGGUACUCGCAGACACCUCAAGCCUGUGUGAUAUGUCACUUGCAGGCCAGUAAGGUGCCCAGAGCUGACCCUGGCAGCAUGAGGAGCGCUAGCGCAUUGUGGGAAACACGGAGUACACUUUGCAAAGCUCAGCGACCUAUCUACCCCAGCAACUUUGGCUUCAGCCCCACAGAGUGUGUUCAGGGUGCCUGGCAUCUCAACAGCGAGGCCCUCUCUAGUACCUGAGCGCAGACUUCUCAGCAGGGGAGACCGGCUCCCAGGCAGCAUUAAUCCAUGGGAAGCGAUUUUACUUUUAAGAGGACAAUUUCUACUUGCUGACAUUCAUAAUGUCAAGAAAACAUCUACAAAGCUUUUUGGAUAUUACCACGCAAAACAAGGCAGAGAUGGGACCUCAGAGUAAUCCGUCAUCAUGCCCACAAAAAUCAUCUACUGAAGAAUUUUUUACUUACAAAUCCUACAUGAACUACUCUAUGCCUGCUCCCAGCGCUCAUAAUUCGGCAAGCCCAUGGAGAUCUGCCACAGCUUAUUUGCAAUAUGCAGGCAGUGCACUUAAUCAGCACCUAAGGGCUGAUAGAGUACCUGGGAUAUGUCAUAGAAAUGAAGUUGAAAGGACAAUAUUAAGGACUGGCUCACAAUUGCUUGAAUCUACAGAAAAUCAUUUCCAGGUCCAACAGCAUAAUCCUGGUCUAAGCUACCCAUUAACUCACCAAGGUUGUCCUUCCUUUGCAAUGCCAAGACCUGUGUAUAGGAGUCCUACCAGUUACUUGGAAGGAGCAUAUGAUACACUAGCUCUACCGUUUGGCAUCCAGCCUGGCUUUCAGCAGAUACCUUCACCAGCUGUGGAACGGAACCCUCGUUUUGCAUACCCAUCCUCUCCUGUUCACCUAUCUAGUACGAAGAAUAACCAUUAUUCUGGUCCUUUAGAGAUGGGAAGUAACUCGCACUGUUUUCCUCAGGGAUUGCAAGACCAGAGCCAACCAUAUAAACAAAGGCAUUAUGCAAGUUCAGCUUUGCAGAUGCCAUGUUCUCAAGGAGAGAUUCUUAAAGACUGCUAUCCCUCCUUUAAUCAUAAUGUUCAGAUGAACUAUAAUCAAGCUGAUGUCUCUGGAGAAUUGCAGAGAAACCCCGAGAUCACACCUUCACACCAGCAUCAAACUUAUAAAUCCAGUGCCUUCUACUCUAAUACCGGGGAAGUUUACUCAAUGAGUCAUCACCUGAUAAGGGACAUUUAUGGUCACAGACCUAAUCCAUUUGGCAGCAGUAUUGACACAGCAAGACUGCCUCACAGUGUUAAAGGAAUGGCUAUGUUCAAUGACAGGGGACUUAGAAUGAAUGUGGAACAUAAUAAAAUUGAGGAGAGUUUAAAUAAGAAUUUCAAAGGUGGAGAGCAACAAAUGCAAGUAGAGAGUGAAUGUUGCAAGAAUCUGGACACAGUGGGCAAGGAUCUUCAGUAUGAUAUGGGCAAACUGGACAGAGAUCGUAGGUAUGGCACAUCUCAAGAGGAUAACAUACCAACCGUAGGCCCCAGCUAUCCCGAUAGAGGGAUAGAGCAGGUUGCAUCCCUAAAGGAAUCUUUAAUGCAGAAGGCAAUCCAAAGUUCACACCGUUCUAUUCACCCUCAAAUUCAAAAUUUACAUCCAAUGUCUGCCCAGUCCACUGAUGUUCAGGAGUCUGGCGAAGAGAACUCCAAGGUACUUAGCAGCAGAUAUAAAACUACUGGUGGACUGUCUGAUAAAAAAUUGGAUCUGAAUCUAGCAAAAGAGUGUGCACAAAAAUCUAACUUAAACGAUGAAAUACAAAGUCAAGCAUUCCAGGCCACCUCACUUACGGUCACAAGCGAAAGUCAGACAGCAGAAGUUCCAAAUCCUCAACAUCCAGAGCCUACUUCAGUUAGUCCCAGCCCCAAGCUUCUCAUAGGUUCUGAAGUAGAUGAGAAUGAUGGUCGCAGUUCUCCUCCAAUGCCAGUGAUUAAUGAUGUAUUCAGUUUAGCACCAUACCGGGAAUAUCUUGAGGGUACUGCUCCUCACCCCUUCCCUACACAACAAGAAAAUAGAGGCAGUAAACUUACCAUGCCCCACUCUUCCCCUCAGUUAAACAGACCACGCGACUUUGAGAAAAGUACUUCACCCAUACUAGAAAGUGUUCACAAUCCUCCAAAUGCAGAUUUUUGCUCACCUAAAAACAAAUGUGACAUUACAAAUCAGGUCACAGAUUGCAAAAAGGUUUUUGACCCGACUGCCGAAGAGAUGGUACUAGAUUUAAGUUUUAAAAAAUCUCUUGACUCAGAAAGCUCACCUCAGGGCCCAAAUACAGCCUACAAUUCUGUAGACCGCAGCCCACUUAAGAGAGCAGAUAGUAUUGUUUCAAAAAUUUCAGCAGGGAGCACGAUGGCUAGCAUGGAUUGGUCCAUGCAAGCAACUGCAAGCAGCACCUCCCCUAAAUCCAAUGACAGUUGUUUCUUGCAGGAAACCGGAGCGACCAACUCCUCACAGGUUACAGCAGAGAGCACUUCUCUAUUGCCCCACACAAGCUGCUCCUCACAGGCUUCAGCUGGGAGCAAUCGUUUGUCCAGUACACGUGGUUUCUCACAGGCAACAAAGGGGAGCCCACAUCCAAAGUUUGGCAUAAAUUGCUCCUCACCGGUUGCAGCAGAGAGCACCCCAUUUAUGAGCAGCGCCUCAGAGGUCUCAUUGGGGUCUAACCCCAUCAUGUCCAGCAUGGUCUGCAACUCACAGAUAACAGGAAGCUCCCCCCUCAUAACCAGCAUGAGUAGCUCCUCGAAGGUGGCAAGUGAGAGCACUGGUCAGUUGACCACCGUAAAUUGCUUUUCACAGAAUUCAGCUGGAAGCACUCAUUUGUUGUCGAGCAUGGGCAAAUCUUUUCCAGCAAGAGAAAGUCUUAUGUCCAGUACAAGUAGGUCUACACAGGUUGCUGCAGGAAGCACCCCUUUUUUAAGCAGCACUUCACAAGAAUUGUUGGGGUCUAACCCCAUCAUGUCCAGCUUGAGUUGCAACUCACAAGUAACAGGAAGCACCUCCUUAAUAACCAGUAUGAACAGCUCCUCACAGGCAAAAACUGGAUGCGCUACUGAGGUGGCCAACCUAAGCUCCUCUACAUACACAACUGUUCAGUCCACACCAAUAAUGAACAGCAAAUGCUUUUCUUCAGAGGCCACAUCCAUGAGUUCACCAGAGUCAAAUAGUCCCUGUUUCCCAAAGGCCAAUCAAACCCUAAACAUUUGUUCAACCCUUAACAUUCUCUUGCCUGUUUCCCCAUGUUAUGACUUUACAAAAACUCCAGUCCCCAAAUUCAUACUGCCCAAAAAUAAUACUCUCACUUCUCCAUUGGCUUCUUCAGAACCCUCACAGAAUGCAGAAGGUAGGAAAAGACAACACUCUGAUAUUUCACAGGUGCCACCUACUAUGUUGGAGAAUGAAACAAACAGCUUUCACAGUUCUAAAUCAUUUAUGUUCAAGAAAUACAAAAUGAUGAAACUCCCAUCCACCGGAGGAGAGACACAAGGGGAAGGAUGUAAGUCAUCUUCAAAUACAAUGCCAGUCCCUGUUCAUUCACCUCCUGAAGGUGCACAUUCUCUGCCACCCAGUGCUCCUGAGUCAUCUCCUACUCUUGGAGAAGCAAAUGUAUCAUUGGCCAGUGAUGGUGCACCCACUCUUAAAGGUUCUAGGAAACACUUUACUGAACUGCACAAGAGAGUAUGUACAGCGAUCUUGAAUUCAGUUGCAAGGUCUCCCUUGGGGCUUCUCCAGGACUUGCUGGCCAAAAGCAUGGAAAAAGAAAGACCAAAGUCUCCAGUAAAGGUCAAAUCUAGCUCUAGAUCUUGUGACUCCUUAAAAAUCUCCCAGCAUCAUAGCUUAUGGUUGGACAUUGAUGGUGUUCGUUUGGCACUGCACAAAUUACUGUCUCUACUGGAGACAUUUAUGUUCACACGUAGAUGCCCCUUUCCCCAUGUAAUCAGAGCAGGUGCUAUUUUUAUUCCUAUAUAUCUAGUAAAGAAGAUUCUUUACUCUGAGUUGUCGGGGACAUCAAUAGAUCGUGUCUUGCAAAGUCACAAAGUAGAACUUCGACCCACUACUCUCUCUGAAGAAAAGGCCCUUAGGGAAACCGAACUAAAAGACUGCCCUUCUCGCAUGUUAAAAUUACUUGCUCUAAAACAAUUGCCUGAUGUUUAUCCUGAUAUGGUACACCUAUACUGGGAGGACUCCUUACAGAAACAAAUCGGUUCCCGCACACAGUCUGGGCUGCUUGCACAAAAAUAAGAAAUUGGCACUCGAUCUCGGUCAAGAGGAAGUUGCCCGCAUUGAGAACACCUUAGGAGCUAGUUUAUUAGAAAAAGGACACCUAAACGAGGCACUAGAGCAGAAAAAGUCCUCUUCCUUGGUUCUGAGGUUACAAAGGGUUUGGAACCAAUCAGGUGCUGAUGUAUAUAAAGCCCAGAGAAAGCACCCAUCCCUGGACAGCAAGACAGACCCCUCAAGGAAGAAACAACAAGUCUAUGGUAAAAAACUUGGAAGGAAACGUGGAAAGGGUUUUUACAGAAAGAAUACGAGGAGUCCAUGUAGAGGUGCCAGUAAAGUAUUUCCAGAUCUAGUUGGAAGGCGUAUCCUCCAUCUGUUUGAUGAUGGAGAUCGAGAAGCUUGGUUUCCAGGCAGAGUAGUGAGAGUUCACCGGCAAACACGAAGACUCCUUGAUACGCAGUUUGAGGUUCUGUACGAUGAGGAACCUGGCACCCGUUACUACUUAGAACUCCUUCAGGACUAUGAGAAAGGAUGGCUCCGAUUAGACAAUUAAACUGUUUUAUCUGGACUCUGUUUAUGGCACAGUAAAAUGGACAAAUGGAUAUUUAGGAAUGGUAGUAUUGCAUCUAUUUAUUCCUGACAUCUCCUAAAAGUCUGCAUUUUUCAGUAUGCAUCAUUAGGGUUUUGUUUUAUCUGGAUUCUCUUCAUGGCACAGUAAAAUGGA
Molecule: messenger RNA, 6013 nt
Organism: Xenopus tropicalis (tropical clawed frog)
Lineage: Eukaryota; Metazoa; Chordata; Amphibia; Anura; Pipidae
Gene: c3h15orf39
Product: chromosome 3 C15orf39 homolog
Exons: 4
Coding region: 1360-5310 (1316 amino acids)
Source: RefSeq, a predicted model, not a curated record